Molecule: messenger RNA, 357 nt
Organism: Rangifer tarandus platyrhynchus (Svalbard reindeer)
Lineage: Eukaryota; Metazoa; Chordata; Mammalia; Artiodactyla; Cervidae
Source: the annotation of a GenBank genome assembly
AUGCCGCCGCGGCGCCUGGUCGCGUACCGCUCGCUCCGCUCCCCACACCUCCGCGGCCUGCGCGUCACCUUCGGCCGCGGCCCUCUUCCUCCUACCCCAACGGCCCUGCCAAGUGACGGCUCCUUCCUCCAAUCACGGGGCGCUGCCGACGGCAGGGGCGGGGCGAGCGUCGUUCCCGCCCCUGACGUUGCGUACGGCUCUCCGAGACCUGGCCCCCUACGGGCUACGCCCCCUACUGGAGAAGUCGCUCCUGCUCCGGUGGGGCACGGUCGGCUCUGUCCUUUUCUACAGCGCCACCUAGAAGAAAGGAGUGGGACUACAUAUAGAGAGGGAGAAGGGCUUUCCAGGCGGCGCUAG